Miscanthus lutarioriparius is the source of this 933-nucleotide messenger RNA. The record is from the annotation of a GenBank genome assembly. NCBI's taxonomy places the organism in Eukaryota, Viridiplantae, Streptophyta, Magnoliopsida, Poales, Poaceae.
AUGCAUGAACAGCUAAUGAUGCACUCCCUGAGGCUCCCCACCUCAUAUGCGCAUCCAUACACCGCCGAUGGGAAGCCGGGAGCUAGCAGGAUGAGGGAGGAGGAGGCUGGGACGAAGCUACGCCGGUGGCAACACGAGGAUGAACGAGGGGUGGUGAUGAGGACUUUGCAGCCGGCGAUGAGACAAGAAGCGAUGGUGCUUUUUGUUUCUCUCAUGACCUACCCACCAGGUCUUUAUCUACCUGUCUGCACCCGCCCUCUGUUCCGUGCUCCUGCCAUCUGUUUUGCGCUCUUGCUUGUGCCCGCACAGGCUCUUUUUUCCGCCCGUUCACUCGCUCCUGCCUGCCCGCCUGCACUAGCACAAGACUGCCUCGCCACAGCUUUUCCCUGUGUCUGUGCCGCUUACAUGCCGCCGCGAUUGGCCUAUGGAAGGUUCUACAGCGUCAUUGGUGGAGGCAAUCGUCUUGAGAAGAACAUGUUGAAAACUGACAUUAUCCAUCACCUUGACAGAUGUGGAUUGUCAUUGGAUGAUGUGAAGAUUGAUUACAACAACAGAUAUGAUCCAUUGGCCGCUUUGUUGAGGUUUUCUUCAAAGGCAAUGUUUACCACCGCAAAUAGGCAAACAAGUCAGAAUCGGGUGUACAGGAUUGAUGAGACAAGUGGUGAAGUAUGGGAUCUCAAAAAGCCCUUUGAUGGGAAAACUGUACUAUUGCAAGGAGUCCCACGAAAUGCCCUCCCAGAGGACAUAGAGCGUUUUUUGUGUGGCACGAACUUUGAACCUCCAUUUGAAAGCUUUAUAAGAGCUGGUGUCCCAGAGCCCAUAAGAAUGGUGCUGGUUAAAUUCCGCACAAAGACUGAUGCGAUGAAUGCCUUCAUUACCAAAAACAGGGGUUUCUGUCUGAACAAUCAAGUUAGCAUGCGUGUCCUUCAGUAA